AUGUCUGUCCCUGUAUUCUUUGAUCUCUCGGUCACGUCAAAAAUGAUAUUUCAAAACUUUUUAAGAGGAUUCGCUUUUAAGAUGCUCGAAGAGAAUCUCGUAGAGAAGUUGGCUUCAAAUAAAAGAUUUCAAUAUCUCUCAUUGCUGCUGAGAGAUAAAUCAAGAGAGCUCUUUAAGGAUAAUCAUAAGCAUCCAGAGAUUAAAGACAAUACUAGAAAUCCAUACAAUAACCAUAACAACAAAUAUAACAAUUACAAUAACAAUAACAUCUAUAACAAUUAUAAUAACAACAACAGAUAUAACAGUCAAAGCAAUAACAAUAACAACUAUAACAAUUACAAUAAUAACAACAAUUAUAACUAUAGACAACAAAAUCAUCAACAACAACAACAACAACAACAGCAACAACAAAAUCAACAACCAAAGAGUUUUUCAGAAAUUUUUAGAGAAGAGAUGGAAAAAGAAAUGAAUAAAAAAAUGAAAAAAUAG
Heterostelium album PN500 is the source of this 489-nucleotide messenger RNA. RefSeq lists its product as uncharacterized. Bases 1 to 489 code for a protein of 162 amino acids. Lineage: Eukaryota; Evosea; Eumycetozoa; Acytosteliales; Acytosteliaceae. The transcript has 2 exons. The record is from RefSeq and is a predicted model, not a curated record.